GUCGCCUUGGAGUCUCGGGAGGACAGUAACCAAACCCUGGUGGAAAUCCGCUGCAACUCAGAGAAAGCUCCCUGACGUCAGACCAGGGAGUCAGUCCCUUGUCUCAACUUCCUCAUCUUUAACACUUCCUGUACUUGUCGGGUAACCCACCGAAAAGAAUUUAACAGUCGAGCGGAGGAGGCUGAAGUGCAUGUAUUUUGACUGGUGAGAAUGGAUACUAACAAUGAGAUCCGUCUUCUGAUUGAAGAGAUUCGUCGCCUUGGAUCUCCAGGACCAGAUGGUAAAAUCAGGGUGAAGUUUGGAGUGCUGUUCAACGAUGAUAGAUGUGCCAAUCUUUUCGAGGCUCUGGUGGGAACUCUGAAAGCAGCGAAAAAGAAGAAAAUUGUCAGCUUCACUGAAGAACUGCUACUACAAGGGGUUCAUGACAAUGUUGAAAUUGUUUUAGUAGAGGACUGAUGACAGGAACAAAGACAAUAUUGCCGAUGUUUCGAGCCUUUGGGCGAAGAUGGUGAUACCAUUGUAACCAGUGCUCUGGAAACACACAAUAGAUUUUUUUAUAUAUGCCAUUUGUAGUAAGAUUGACAUUUUGGAUUUCUAAUUGUAAUUGGAUUGUUUGAAAUGUAGAAACCAUGCAAUAAAGUAAAACAUCUAUCCAUG
Molecule: messenger RNA, 657 nt
Organism: Amblyraja radiata (thorny skate)
Lineage: Eukaryota; Metazoa; Chordata; Chondrichthyes; Rajiformes; Rajidae
Gene: abracl
Product: ABRA C-terminal like
Exons: 3
Coding region: 211-456 (81 amino acids)
Biological process (GO): regulation of actin filament-based process
Source: RefSeq, a predicted model, not a curated record